AUGUCAUCCGUCCCCAGUCCUAAUAAAUCUUCACGACGGACUUAUUCCAAUCUUUCUUGUAUGAGCAAGCGUCCCGAUUCGGAUGCAUUUAUUCCCCCCGGAGAUACAGCACCACUAAAAAUCAUAAAGCGACCCACAAUCGGAGUGGUGGCAACCCAAAACAGUCGACCUUUUCACAAUAAUCACUUGGGUUCUGGUGGAACACUUGACGAUGCCUCCUCCCUUGUAGAUCAAAGCUCUUCCGCCGUCUCGCCAAUUAAACAGGCCUCUUCUAAGUCUUCUCUUGCUGGUUCCAGUGUUUCCCAAUCAGAUUUACUCGGAAUUAACUGUGCGCUCAAUUCUAUCACAAUCACUAUGCGUGAAAGCCUUCAUGUGCGAGCGCUCUUUCGAUAUAACCCUGAUACAGAUCGUGGCCGUGCAGCACGGGCAAGUUUUUUUGUUUUAAUGUCAACUGGGUUAGCCUUUGACCACGGUGACAUACUCUAUGUAGUGAAUGCCAGUGAUCAGGAAUGGUGGCAAGCCCAAUACGCCUACCCCAUCGCUCCACCAUCAUGGUUCUCAUCUGCUGGUUCCGUCCCUGCCCUUAAUAGUCUCAGUAGACUCCCUUCUUCCUCAGCUGAUAACCAACUCUUCAAUCCAAAUACUUCCGCUUCCUCUCGACCGGCAAUUAUUCCCAGCCAGGGGCGCGAGGAAAGACGCUUGCGAAGAUCGGCAAAGCGAGUGAAAUUUGUCGAUAAGACUGUGGAUAAUGGUGGGAAUAGUGGAGAUAUGAGUCCUUGGAGUAUCGGGACGGGGAGUGGAGAAACUCCAAAUAUACCUUAUGCAUUGGAAAGUAGUAAUCGAUUCUUUGGAGGGGAUGGAAGUUUGGCCUCUUUGUCAGCUGUAUCUGGUGUUGGGGGAGGUGGGGUUUUUCCUAGCGCGGAUUCGGUAUCUGCUGGGGGUACACUAGAGCGUCGAAAAAAGACCAAUUCUCUUUCCAUUUUCAAGCGUUUCUCCAGUCGACGAGGUAGAAAGGAUUUGGAGGCUAAUCCUGCGAUGAAAAAGAAAAGUAUCUCUCUUGAGGACAUGCAAAGUGGUGGUAAGACCGUCCAAUUCUCAAUUCUUUAA
Rodentolepis nana is the source of this 1107-nucleotide messenger RNA. The record is from the annotation of a GenBank genome assembly. NCBI's taxonomy places the organism in Eukaryota, Metazoa, Platyhelminthes, Cestoda, Cyclophyllidea, Hymenolepididae.